Passer montanus (Eurasian tree sparrow) is the source of this 1458-nucleotide messenger RNA. It is a transcript of the gene AICDA, whose product is annotated as activation induced cytidine deaminase. Gene Ontology annotation, molecular function: zinc ion binding; cytidine deaminase activity; RNA binding. Gene Ontology annotation, cellular component: nucleus; cytoplasm; P-body. The record is from RefSeq and is a predicted model, not a curated record. Gene Ontology annotation, biological process: negative regulation of single stranded viral RNA replication via double stranded DNA intermediate; cytidine to uridine editing; defense response to virus. The coding region runs from base 1 to 627 and encodes 208 amino acids. NCBI's taxonomy places the organism in Eukaryota, Metazoa, Chordata, Aves, Passeriformes, Passeridae. The transcript is spliced from 4 exons.
AUGAGUAAAUGUAAAUUCUCUCUUGUCCUCUCCUGCAGCAUCCUCAUGCAAAGGAGACUCUUCCUCUACAACUUCAGGAACCUGCGCAAGGCCAAGGGCCGGCGUGAAACCUACCUCUGCUAUGUGGUGAAGCGCCGGGACAGUGCCACCUCGUGCUCCCUGGACUUCGGAUACCUGCGCAACCAGAUGGGCUGCCAUGUGGAGGUGCUCUUCCUGCGCUACAUCGCAGCCUGGGACCUGGACCCGGGACGCUGCUACCGAAUCACCUGGUUCACCUCCUGGAGCCCCUGCUACGACUGUGCCCAGCACAUCGCCAGCUUCCUGCGCUCCUACCCCAACCUGACCCUCCGCAUCUUCAUGGCCCGCCUCUACUUCUGUGAGGACCGCAAGGCUGAGCCCGAGGGGCUGAGGCGCCUGCACAAGGCGGGGGCACAGAUUGCCAUCAUGACCUUCAAAGAUUACUUCUACUGCUGGAACACAUUUGUGGAGAACAGGGAACAGGCAUUCAAAGGCUGGGAAGGGCUGCAUGAAAACUCUGUCCAUCUUGCCAGGAAACUUCGACGAAUCCUCCUGCCGCUGUAUGAAGUAGAUGAUUUACGAGAUGCCUUUAAAAUUCUGGGACUUUGAAGUGAAAGUCAUCAGCAAUCAGAAGACUUCGCAAGCACUUGUUCUUUGAUUUCCAACUCUCUCCCUUACAACAGACCUUUCUCCUCUUUCCUCCUUACAUCUCUCUCCCUUCCAGCCCUGUGUCUAGGGAUGAGACUAUCCUUACUUUUUAUUUCCAAGGAGAAUUAGGCUGAUCUUGUGAAGAUACCUUCCCCAGGCUCACACCUUAUCCAUUGCUAACUGGGAAUAGCCAGGACUGCAGUGACAUUGCCAGAGAAUGAUUUGCCCCCCCUCAGACCCUGCAGAGCUAAUCCAGGUGAUCCACUAAAUGGAGCUCUGGAUUUAGCCUUGCCCAGGUGGGAGCAGACAGCCUGCAGAGCUGUUUGUGCAACUGUGUUCUCACUGGCACUGCACUGACCUGCACAUUUCAUGAAGGCUUCAGGGAGCACAUUUUUUGGCUCUUAGAGCUGCACUGCACUCAGCUGCUCUGUGUCCUCCCCUGUGAAAUGGUUUAUUUGUCCUUCUGGAUGUUGGUAGGAACUGAAAACCAUCAUGACUGAAGUGGUACAGCCUAUGCAUUAACAGCAAAGUUGGCCAGCCCCUGAAAAGCUCAGCUGAGAGUGUUGAAGUGAAUCCUUCACAGCCCAGGUAGCUCAGCUUGAAAACCUCACGUGAAGCCAGCAGGUCUGUCGGAGUGGAUUGUGUGCAGAGCACCACAGCUCUCGCUGUGUGGGGUGCUCCUCAUCCUCUGAGCAUUUCCCCCUAGACCAGGCAUGCAAUGUGCUCCCUCCCCAGCCAGCUGCCUCUGCUGGAGGCACCUUUACAGUCCCACAGUCUUCUGUUUUUCCAAGA